UAAAUCACUUCCCCCCUUCAGUUUCCUCAUCUACUUCUCUCUUCACCUCCACACUCUACAGUCCCUAUUUCUCCAAAUCUUAUCAUGGCUAGUGAAGAACAACCUAAUAGCCUCAAGCCCCCACCUCCAGCUCCGGCUCCUCCCUCUCUCCCUCACUAUCCGGAGUUGAUUAUGGCAGCGAUCGAGUCUUUGAACGACAAGAAUGGCUCGAACAAGUCGUCAAUUUCCAAGCACAUCGAGGGCACCUACGGAACUCUCCCAGCUGCCCACUCAACCCUUCUCUCUCAUCAUCUCAACAAGAUGAAAGCAAGUGGUCAGCUCGUCAUGGUCAAGAACAACUACUUAAAGCCUGACCCUAACGCCCCGCCUCGCCGUGGCCGUGGUCGCCCUCCGAAGCCCAAGGCGGCGCUUCCGACGGACACUGUGGUGUCUCCACCGCGACCAAGGGGUCGGCCACCAAAAGCUAGGGACCCACUUGCUCCUGCACCACCACCCAAGAUGACGGCAACGUCGAGUUCUAGUGGAAGGAAACGUGGGAGGCCACCGAAGGCGGCUAAGGCUUCUCCGGCACCACCGCCGGUAGUCGAGGACGGAAGGUGAAGCCACAAUCCACUGGUGCUUCAGUUGGGGCUUGAUUGAAAGAGAUUAGAUUACAGGGGGUUGUAGUGCUAAUUGAUGUUUUUUUCCCUAUGUUUUUUUUUCUUUAUUUUUUAGUCAUUUAACUGUGGUUUAUUUUAGUUUAGGGUGCUUGUGGUGAGUUCGGAGUUGUUGUAAUAGUAGUGAUUUAGGUGGGGGAGGUUGUAACUGUAAUUUGCACAAUGUAAAUUUAUGCAGCGGCUGUUGAGGGGCUCUUGGCACUCUCUCUCUCUCACUUUGUGCUUUUACUUUUUUUCUUGCUUUGGCGUUUGG
Ilex paraguariensis (yerba mate) is the source of this 909-nucleotide messenger RNA. Lineage: Eukaryota; Viridiplantae; Streptophyta; Magnoliopsida; Aquifoliales; Aquifoliaceae. The record is from the annotation of a GenBank genome assembly.